AUGGCCGGAGCCGAGAGCCCCACCGGGGGCCAGGCGGAGCUGGAGCCCGUAGUGUCGCUGGUGGACGUGCUGGAGGAGGACGAGGAGCUGGAGAAUGAGGCGUGCGCCGUCCUGGGCGGCAGCGACUCGGAGAAGUGCUCCUACUCGCAGGGCUCAGUGAAGAGACAAGCACUAUAUGCCUGUAGUACAUGCACACCGGAAGGGGAGGAGCCAGCAGGGAUUUGUCUAGCUUGCAGUUAUGAAUGCCAUGGAAGUCAUAAACUGUUUGAACUAUAUACAAAAAGAAAUUUUCGUUGUGAUUGUGGAAACAGCAAGUUUAAAAAUUUGGAAUGCAAAUUAUUUCCUGACAAAUCAAAGGUAAAUUCUUGCAAUAAGUACAAUGACAACUUUUUUGGCUUAUACUGCAUUUGUAAGAGACCUUAUCCUGACCCUGAAGAUGAGGUUCCAGAUGAGAUGAUUCAGUGUGUGGUCUGUGAAGAUUGGUUCCAUGGCAGGCAUCUUGGUGCCAUUCCCCCUGAGAGUGGGGAUUUCCAAGAGAUGGUGUGCCAGGCUUGUAUGGAACGCUGUUCUUUCUUGUGGGCGUAUGCUGCCCAGUUGGCAGUCACCAGAGUGUCUGCUGCUGCUGAUGGGUUGCUACUGAAUGUUGAUGGCGUGGCUGAUCAGGAGGUUAUCAAGCCUGAAAAUGGAGGUCACCAAGAUAACACCCAAAAGGAGGAUGCUCCCGAACACGGAACGAAUGCUAGCAAGGAAGUUAAAGCUGAGCAGCAUGAUGAGCCGUGUGCCAGCUCCAGUGCUGAGUCUGACCGCCAGACAGUGUUUAAGAAUGAAAACAAAACUGAGCUGCAGUCUUCCUGCAGACUUCAGGAGCUCCAAGCCAAGCAGUUUGUAAAGAAAGAUACUGCCACCUAUUGGCCCCUGAACUGGCGCAGCAAGUUGUGCACCUGCCAAGACUGCAUGAAAAUGUAUGGAGAACUAGACGUCCUGUUCCUGACAGAUGAGUGUGAUACAGUUUUGGCUUAUGAGAACAAAGGCAGGAGUGCGCAGGCAGCUGAUAGAAGGGACCCUUUAAUGGACACCCUGAACAGCAUGGACAGAGUCCAGCAAGUGGAGCUUAUUUGUGAAUACAAUGACUUGAAGACUGAACUUAAAGACUAUCUGAAGAGAUUUGCUGAUGAAGGCACGGUCGUUAAGAGAGAGGACAUUCAGCAGUUCUUUGAAGAAUUUCAGUCUAAGAAGAGAAGGAGAGUGGAUGGGCUGCAGUAUUACUGCAGCUAGUGGGGAGUGCCAUGCUCCCUCAUUGAGUGCCACUGUUCCGGAAUAGAGAGACCUGUGUCACACUCGCUUCCCUUUCCAUCCUCCUGUGGCCUCAAGCUGCCAUCUCCUCAACAGUCGCUGCAGGGUUUAUGCUGGCGUCUCAACAGCAUCAUUGAUGACUCAGCUAGACGCACUUCAUUCCACAGACUUCAGCUUUCCUGUCCAGAUACCCAGGGGUUUUGCUUAUGUGUUAAGAACUUUGAUUUGAUCUUCAGAAAGCAAAUUGGUUUCUUUUUUCGGCAGUGUGUUCCAUAACUCCCAAAUGUGUGUCACAGGGCUGUUGCCUCUUGGGUCCUCUGGGUCCUCUCUGUCUUGCAGGUUCUCUUCCUGUCAUCCUGAACCUCUGGGGGACCAUCCCUCUGUCCCCUGGGUCACGGCUGGGUCACGGCUGGGUCACGGCUGGGUCACGGCUUCCUCAAGCCUGCUCUUUGAGUUCUCACUACUCCCUGAGGUCUGGCCUGGCCUGAGGGGUUGGGAACUUUCUCUGGACCAGGCUCCAGAGCACGGCAUCCAUGUUCUGGUACUGAUGUCUGCUGUGGACAGGGAGGUAGACUCAUGGCAGGACUGAGGAAGCAAGCCUUUGUUCUGAAUUUUGCUGAUGAAUUUAAAGUGAAAUUUCACCACCAUUCUUCUGGCACUCAGACAUCAGCGUUAGCACUGUAAAUGUUCCCAGGGCUUCCGGGGAAUCUACCCAUAUCUGAAUUCCUUUGCUGCUGCCGAAAAUGACCAGAUCCCACCACGUGACAUGUGGGUGCUUUCCAGAGUCCUCUGGUUUCUUACAUUAUCAGGGAUAUGCAUACGCAUAUAUUAAAAAAUGGACCUAUUUUGAUACAACUCUGUUAGGAAAAUGUUAUUGGAACCUCAGUAAGUUAUUUUUCCUGAAUCUGUGCUGAAGGCAAAGACACUGACUGACCUUAGUGGGGCAGUGACGCUGCCCUGAGAGACAGACGGAAGAUUCCAGAAGAGCCCACAGCCACACAGAAUGCCGGGGUUUUGUGUGGAAACAGUGUGCAUAGCUCCUCCCCUCCUGAAGUCUGAAGAGCCUCAUGGAUUGUUGUUUAAAACUCCAUGUUUGAGGGAAGUUUUUGGAAUGGUGUGAAAUCUUUUGAAAGUUCUCUAAGUCUAUGUGGAAAACAUCUUUUGAUCUAGAAAGCCCCAAGCUGCCCCCUUGAGAGGAACAAGGUCUUUGCUAGCACACUGGGGUCCAUACAUUAAAGGCAUUUUAGGCCACAUGUUGGUGUGGGUAUUUUUGUGUAUGUGCAGCAGUUGUAUGCAUGAAUGCUCACCAGUUCCUGACGAGACGCAGGGACCUACAAAUGAGGAAAUGGCAUGGCUCCAGUGCUGUAGCCUGUAGCCUCCUAAUGACAGACCCUGUGAAAACUGGUAUGUGGAGCUGGGAAGUUUCCCGGCUGUAGGCAAUGCCUGUGUGCACUGAGCUGGCUUCCUGGAGAGGGCUCAGUUAAAAACCUCAGGUGCCUACAGCCUGGGGAUCUUCCAAAUCUGAGGGUAUUUUGAACUUGAGAGUUGCACUUUCCAUGUUCCAUCAUGUCCUCAAAGUUUAUAGCUUCCCAGGUAUCCCGACUUACUACCAAAAUGUUCCUGUCUGCCUGUGGCAGGUCAGAACCAAGGCUCAGCAGCAGCUGUAGUGAGCAGCAGCGAUAGAGACACCCAGUCCUGAGGGCUUGUCCAAGAAAGGCUCUCCUCUUAACCAGAGAACCUCUUUUUGUACCUGUUCACAACUAAUUUUCUUACUGACUUGGGCUGUCUCUUCUCAUAGAGAUGGUUUGGGCCAACAUGUGGCAGUUGAUAUCAAUGCAUGUUUUAUGCAAAAACAAAAAUGUGAUACUAGUUACUUUUAAGGAAUUUUGGCAUUGUAUGUACAUUUUUGUAGAAAUUACUACUGGAUUUAACAUAUUUCAAUCAGGUUUCUGUAAAAUCCAAAUUAAACCAGUUUAAA
Phodopus roborovskii (desert hamster) is the source of this 3271-nucleotide messenger RNA. RefSeq names its product ubiquitin protein ligase E3 component n-recognin 7 (gene Ubr7). The record is from RefSeq and is a predicted model, not a curated record. Gene Ontology annotation, cellular component: cytoplasm. The transcript has 11 exons. Bases 1 to 1275 code for a protein of 424 amino acids. Lineage: Eukaryota; Metazoa; Chordata; Mammalia; Rodentia; Cricetidae. Gene Ontology annotation, molecular function: zinc ion binding; ubiquitin protein ligase activity.